GAAUAAGAUGAAUAAUUUACAAAUAUUAAUAUAAGUAUCAUAAUAUAAUGUUUAUACCAAAGGUCACUUUCAUAAAACACAAUUUUAGUCCAUUUUAAAGGUUUAAACGAAAAAUAUUGUGAAUAAGUCGCUGAACGGUUGGGUCGCUACUUUUUUAUGGGAUAAAUACUUACUUGAUCAGGGUGAAGUGAUUUGCGCUCCUUGGAUAAAUUUCAUGUUAGAAGCUUAAGUUGAUGCCGUGUUGUUCUACAUGAUAAUACAGCCCUUUUGACGCACGAAUGAGAGUUAGUUACGGUUAAAAUGUUGUUUCAUUCGGCCAUGCAAGUUAAAUACGUAAUUGCUUUGAAAAGCGGAGUAACAGGAUCCAAUUUACACAGCUUCCGAUAAAAUGGAAAAUUAAUAUUUCAGAAUAUUCUCUCUCACUGAAAUAAUCACGAUUGGAGUGUCCUGAUCAAAUUCUACAGGUAUGGCUAACCGUUUCACUGUGGUUCUUGUCUUAGUGUGUGUUCUGUUUGGAACAAAUGUGAAAUGUUCAGAGAAAAAGGGAGUUGGUAUGGCACCGGCUCAGUUUAUGUGCGAUGACUUCAAAGCACUCAGUAAUAUGAAGUGGUGGUAUGACUGGGCUGCCAACGGCGACAAACUACGCAAAAGGAACAACUGCACAGACUUCGCUCAGUAUCUGCCACUGCAUGUGCCAAUGACUUGGGGAAAUGGGAGUACAUUUCCUAAUUAUAUAAUCCAAGAGGUAGCUGAGUAUCUUUUAGGUUUUAAUGAACCAAACCACCAGGCACAGUCAAAUUUGACUGCACAACAAGCAUUUGAACUCUGGCCGGAAGUGAUAACCCUUGCAACUGGGAAGAAGCUCGUGAGUCCUGCAGCGGCACCGUGCGGUAAGAAUUGCAACGGAGAUGCAUUUGAAUGGUUCGACGAAUUUUUCAGGCUCUGUAAUGGCAAUUGCAAAUUAGACUAUCUUGCAACGCACGUAUACUAUUGUGAUGCAGACAGAGUUAUGAAUUAUCUCUUGGAACUGUAUAACAAAUAUAACUUGACAAUCUGGGUGACGGAGUUUGCAUGCCCUGGCGAAACAGACCCUGCUAUAGUCCUGGCAUUUAUGGAAGCGAUUUUGCCACGGCUGGAGGCAGCAGAUUACGUAUUUAGGUAUGCAUGGUAUAUAUCACGUUUGAUAAAUACAAACAUGUAUGUCAAACCAGCUGUAAGUCUACUUGAGGCCGACUCGUCCACACUCACAACACUUGGAAAGUUCUACAACAAUUUUGGCGAACCAACAACAACAACAUCUACAACAACCAGUACCACCACUACCACCCCUACUACAAAUACACCCUCAUCAAAUAGUGAUAGAUGCAUGCGCAAUACGUGCUGUCGCAACAAGUCAUCAAAGAGGAGAAGGUAAUUGUGGUAUGACUAAACGAAAGACACAAUUAUUGGUUAUCUACACUGGCACAUAUAACCAUAUUUUAUGUGUGUAAUCAACAGCGUUUAAAUAGUAAUUAGUUAAUAGGAUAUUUUGAUAUUUCAGGUUUUUAAACGUAUACGUUAUUGCUAGGUUUCCUUUCAUGGUGAUAUGUAUUUGAAUAAAGACUCUAACGUAGUGUACAUAUGUUUACAAAUAUAAAUACGAAUUUCCUAUCUGCAUUAUUGUUUUCAAACAAACAUACAGACUAGUGUCUAACGGUCAUUUGACUGUUUGAUAUUAGUCAAACACAUACUAACGAUUGUUAAUUUGUAAGUCAGUCGACUGAGUUUUGAUCGGGCUGUUGUACAGCUUCAUUAGUGGCAAUUUAACGCAUUUUUAAUUAAUGAAAUUUGAUAAAUUGUCAGGGAUUAUAUCUCUACCAAACAUACAUGUAUAUAGGUUUGUUAUAUAAAAAAUGUCGAGUAAACUUUUAAUUGAAUAAUUACAUUCUGCAAAAUAACAGACUUGAAAAUACGUUAUGCAUGCAGGCUGAAUAUGAAAUUUACUUUUUCUUUAGCAGUAAUAAAACAUGCGUUUACUUCUUUAUAAUUCACAAACUUUAAAGACAAUUGUCGCAUAAAUGUGACUAUUACCAUUCGAUUUCAAAGGUACUUCUACACUUUUUUGAAUUUCUGAAGGAACGUCAGCAAACAAACACAAUUAGUCAGAAAAUACGGUAAAAUGUAUUCUUGCAUGUUGUUAAAGGAAUAAUAAAGUGGGGUAUGUAGAUUCCUAAUCAUAUAAAUUUUAAACAUUUAAGCUGAUUUAUACUGGUACGAGGGGCCUUCGUAAUCGUGAGGAUAAAAUCACAUUUCCCUCACCCAUGAGAGUUUAAGCGUCACUCGGGACGUUUAAUUCUUCAUGUGGGAAACCAUCCAACUGGCUUACGGAAGGUCGAUGGUUCUGCCUACGUGCCCGCCUGUAUUAAAAAAAAAUAAUGCACGGAGGGGCACCUCGGGUCUUCCUCCGCCCCACCGUCAAAAGCUGGAAAGUCACCAUAUGAUGUAUAAUUGUGUCGGUGCGACGCACGUUAAUCAAAACAAUAAAAGAUAUAUUGGUACGAUAAUAACAGCUUGAUCAAAGCCCAUGGCACUGUUUUACAAAACCCCAGCAUUGUAUAACAAAAACCUUUAUUCAAGAUUAUUGAGUUAUUUUCAUAAUUCAUUUUAGGCUAAUUGCAAUUCGUACUGAUACUCAUAUCCGGCAUACGUUUAGUACGGACACCACUGAACAUGUUUAUGUCUUAAUUAUGACAUAUUUACACAGCUUCUGGAGUUCACAAUGAUACACCUUUGUGACUCUGUUUGCAAUUUUCGCUAUCGUGAGAAACAUACAUGGCGCAUGUUGUAACGUAAAGUUAAAAUCGUUCGCUAUUGCAAAAGCGGCCGUUAAAAGACGAUUUUGUUGUCUUAGAUAUUUAUGGAAAAAAAUGUGCACUAUUAUAUUAAUUUACACUUGUAGACUUUAGAUAACAACAUUCAUUUUACAGUUGCCCAUUUUCUUAUACAGCUAUAAAUCGACUGUUAAACGAUUAGAAUUAUACAAACUAAAAAACUUAUGGAGUAACAAUGCUAAGAUGAGAAAGUUUCAGUUGUGCAAAUGAAAAAUUUAAAGCUAUAAGUAUGCAUAAAAGUUACAGCUGUGCAAAUGUUAAAGGUGUUGAAAAGGGAAUACUAUUUUGGACAAAGAAAACAGAGGAGGUACAAACAUUUGUUUGAUUAAUAGCAAUUCUCUAGAAAAGCAAUCGCUAUAAUAUACUAUAUAAUGGUACAUUCAAGGUAAAGAAAAAUAUGGAAUAUGUUUACAAUAUAGCAGAUUCAAAAUUUAAGAAUAACAAGAAGAAACUGUGCAAUAGAUAUUGUUUGUAAACUCUUUUUGUCAUGAAAACAUAGGGAAAUCUCAUAAUAACUUCUUUUUGAACUUACCAGCUUAUAAUGUGUUGCAAAUAAUUAAUGCAUUUGUUUAUGCAAGUUGUUUUUUACAGCUACAUGUAAAAAGAGAUGUAGUUUUUUGAGACAUGGAAGUUAUACAGCUGUGACGUUUGACUGUAUUUUCACAGCUGUAUUUUUGUUCAAAAUUAAACGCAUAUUGUUUUACAAUUUUGAUCUUCUUCUUCUUGUCGUUCGCGACUACACUGUCAGACCAGUAGCCUCGAUGAAACUUGUGGUUUGCCGCAGAUCCUCAAUGCCUCCAUACAGUUUCUGGUGGAUUGAGGUAUCUAUCGGCCAAGUCGCAGCUCGCUCCUGGUCAUGCCUUUUACAUCUCUGUAAUAUACAAUUUUGAUCAUUUACAGACGUUUUCUACCUGUUAAAUACGUCCAUUUGCCGUACGUGAAAUUAUAAAUAUAAGAUUGCAGUGAAGUAAAUUUCCUUGGGUAUUAAAUACAGUUCAAAUGGAGGACUUCGGCAUCCAUACAUUUAAAACACAUUCAGUACAAAAUGUAGAACAAUGGAAUGCAAUUUCUGUACUUUCUUUAGAGUUCCUUAAAGCUUUGUACUGUAUGUUAAAACAGAUAAAGCGGAUGUUCAGAUAUGGACGAUGCAUAUACUUAAAAAGAAUAAAAAAACUAAUUUUGUAAAUAAAUGCCAAGUAACUGAUGCAGUCACCUACAUAAAGGGAGGUUAUCGAAGAUAGGAUUUAACAAGAACAUUUUAUAUUCUAUCUUUGUAACAAAUCAUGUGACAGUCAAAUUUUUAACAGAUUUUAAGGCAUUAUGACCCCCUUUAACUUUCUUAAAUUAUCAUUUAAUUCAGUGUCUUUUGCAGAAAAUAAUCGAAAACUACUACUUUUUCUCAACACGUUUAACAGUGAUGGUUUAAAAUAGUAUAGAGACAUCGCAUCAGCUAGUAUGAAGUGACAUAGUAGGUUUUGAAUAUUGCUUUUGUAUUUUUAUGCUUUUUCUGUGAAUUUAUGACCAACAAAAAGUACAAAUUUAUCUACGAAAGAUAUAAAUGGUAAUCAAAUGCUUUAUUUAUAUAUAAAGUUUAUAUUGUAAACAGACAAUUAUUUGUUGAUUAUGUUUGAUAAUGUUUUCGUUAUCUGAAAAUAUUUACAUUAGUUAGAUUUUUAUUUUCAUACGUGAACAGUUUAAUAUGUACUUUUAUAUAUAUAUAUAUAUAGCCUUAGACAUACUUUUCGCUCACACUCUUAUUCAUAGAGUUAUUUUUUCUUCUAUUGAUCAGUCACCCAAAAUGUGAAUAUUCAUUAGUAGUAUUGAAUUACAUAAAUAGUUUAUUAAUUAUUAACUAGGCAAACUUUUGGCAAAUUCAAGCCAUACAAACGAUAGGAUGAUCAUUUCUGUAUCUUACAUCUGCUUCUUGUCAUUCUCUGAGUUAUACACUUUAUAUUAUAAUUUUGGUAUUGUGUUUAAAUAAAUUUUACAAAACAGAAAAAA
Mercenaria mercenaria is the source of this 4871-nucleotide messenger RNA. RefSeq lists its product as uncharacterized. Bases 467 to 1414 code for a protein of 315 amino acids. Lineage: Eukaryota; Metazoa; Mollusca; Bivalvia; Venerida; Veneridae. The transcript has 5 exons. The record is from RefSeq and is a predicted model, not a curated record.